AUGAUCGUAGAUCGCAUAGACGCUUGGCGCUUUCAUGUUAAAGGCGGGAGACGAGAUUGUAAUGUCGACUUGGAGAAUCGAACAUGCUCGUGCGGUGUGUAUAACGUUGAAAAAAUCCCUUGCUCUCAUGUUAUUGCAGCUGCAGCCGAAGCUAACGUCGACAUGUCCUAUUACGUAUGCGCCACUCAUUCGACGCCUUCCUUGUUCUCAACAUAUGCACAUCCGAUUUACCCCAAAGAGGGAACUGACUCCCACGUGAAGCCUGUUCGCUGUUUGCCUCCAGGGGAGAGUGUCCCUUCUGGAAGACCGAAGAAGUCGAGGUGGCAAACUUGGCUAGAGAUGUCUAGGAAGAAAAACACAAAACCGAGGAAAACGCAUAAGAAGUACAUCUAUGAAGUCUGCCGACGAAGUCUAUUUGGAAAGUCUAUCUAUGAAGUUUAUUGUGAGUCUGGCCAAUUUGUAUGA
This is a messenger RNA of Microthlaspi erraticum, 465 nucleotides long. The record is from the annotation of a GenBank genome assembly. Lineage: Eukaryota; Viridiplantae; Streptophyta; Magnoliopsida; Brassicales; Brassicaceae.